Acanthaster planci (crown-of-thorns starfish) is the source of this 2039-nucleotide messenger RNA. RefSeq names its product thyroglobulin-like. The record is from RefSeq and is a predicted model, not a curated record. Lineage: Eukaryota; Metazoa; Echinodermata; Asteroidea; Valvatida; Acanthasteridae.
UGUACUGAUUCCAUAAUAAUCCUCCCCAGACGCACCGUCUAAUUUUGACCUGGCAUUCAGAGGCAGUCAUUGAAGGCAAUUUGUCACUUUGCAUCAUGCCGUCGAUGAACUACUGCGAGCGUUCACCAUAAUGAUGUGGAUUUGCACGGUUACAGCUGGGGGGGCCAUCCGGUCCUAUGCAACCCAGAGCUCUGGACAGACACUGGACAAUGCAGAGUUUGCUAUCAGCAAUCCUGGGGCAUUGCAAGUCUACAUUCAAGGGUAUCAGUUUACUUCCUUUGUCUCUGUGAGUGACAACCACUGGCAUCAUCUGGCCGUCACAUGGGACAGGCACGGUGGCAUUCUCAAGAUCUACCGAAAGCUGUCAGUGGCUGCAGCACCCAGAGUCCUGCCGACCACACCCACAGACGGUGCCACCGAUCACUUGAGCCGAUCCAAAUUACCAUCAAGCUGGAACGUGAUAUCCAUGGCCCAGACCAACAGAACCUGACCAGUGAACAAGUGACCACCCAAAGCAGCAUGGCGGCGGCCGUCAGUGACCUGCAAGACUCAGCGCUUCGUCUGAUCAAUCAUUCUGCAUCAGGCCUGUUUGCUGUGAACAUGGAUGCUCAGGUUUAUGAUAUAGACACUGAGAGGACCCAGACCUAUGGCACACAAGUCUGUCCCCAUGGCUCGGUGCAGAUUAGAGAUUACGGGAGGCACGAUGUGGAGGCUUGUUAUGCCUGCCCACCUGGCAUGUACCAAUCACAAGAGGGCAGCACCUACUGCCAAGCCUGUCCACGUGGACAUACCACCGUUGGCCCUGGUGCCACAGGGGAAGAAGAUUGUGUGGUCAUCACACUGUAGUCCCUAACUGACAAGUUUACAAGAUCAUCUAAACUCCUGAUCUCCUUUGUGAAGCCUUUUACAUAGGAAAGCUUUCAUUACGCUACUUUUGUAACAUCAGCCUAAUCCAACUUAAGCUGAUACCCAGAUUCUUGGUAUUUAAGCAAUUGAUGAUUAAUGGAAUAAAAUGUGACACAUAAUGUAACUGGACGUUGAUGCUCUCUAGUCAAAAUUAAGACUUUAAAUUGAAGGAUGCCACAACAAUAAUGGAAAAGUAAGUAGAAAACAACUCCAUGGCCACACCAGAAUAUUCAGAAAGAAUACUUGGGAAAAAUGAUGAUAAACCAUUGCAAAAGAAAAAAAUUGAAAGUAUUUGCAAAAUGUGAACCAGAUGACGAGCGAUGUAUAAUUGCAGUCUUUGGUAGUUCAGUUUGCAUGCAUGGACAGAAGUGCAUUUCUAAAAUGAAUGAUGCUAAUUCCAAAUUUGCAUAUGUUACCAUAAAAAUCUGAUAAUGUCCAAAAAACACGUUUGAGUGCCUGAGCUCUUAAGCAGUAGGAGCAUGUGCAUGCAAUCUGUAUUCCAUGCUUUAAAAGGGCACACAGAAUGUCUCUGAGUGCCAGGUUUAGGGAAUUUUAGUUGUGGAAAACUACAUUAAACAGAUGCAUUUUCAACAUCCACAGAAACUUUAUUUCAGCAGGGUUUUAGAAGGAAUUGCAGACCAGAUAGCUCGAUUAAAAGUGAGAUCGAUUCAGAGAUCAUAGAACUUGUAUUGGCAUGCAUUGUGCCACAUUUGCCAUCAAAUUCUAAUCACACGUGUCACUUUGAUCGUUUUUACCCCUCAUUUUCUCAAAAGCUGAAAGAUCUCACAAAAUUUUUGUUUUGUCAGUGUCAUAUUCUUUGAAAUUUAGUCAGUCUUUGUGUAGUUAGCUUUGUAGCUGUCGUCAGGUGCCAAAAAGAUUGCUACUUUUUACUCUUUUUUUUCAAUUGCAGAACAUUAUGUUUCUGCUAUUCAAAGCUUUACUUCUUAAACCGUAAGUUCGUAUGAUUUUGACAUCUGUUUAUUGGUACAAAAUCGUCAUAUACACUCACUCAGAAGAAAAGUGAACUUUACCAGAGGCCUUGUUUUUGCUUUUUUGAAACUAAAAUUGAACAUAUAUGUACUAUUUUUAAUGUGACUCAUUUGCUCAGUGUGUAAUAAAACAGGUUUUACAUA